This is a messenger RNA of Populus nigra (black poplar), 984 nucleotides long. RefSeq names its product protein STRICTOSIDINE SYNTHASE-LIKE 10-like. Bases 1 to 984 code for a protein of 327 amino acids. The transcript is spliced from 3 exons. Gene Ontology annotation, biological process: biosynthetic process. NCBI's taxonomy places the organism in Eukaryota, Viridiplantae, Streptophyta, Magnoliopsida, Malpighiales, Salicaceae. The record is from RefSeq and is a predicted model, not a curated record. Gene Ontology annotation, molecular function: strictosidine synthase activity.
AUGCUUUACCAGGACGGCCUUGAAAACUACUUCCAGCUCGCUCUCCCUGCAGUCGUUGGACCAGAAAGCAUUGCCUUUGAUUGCAAUGGCAAAGGACCAUAUGUUAGUGUCUCGGAUGGCAGGAUCCUGAAAUGGCAAGGAGCCAAGCUUGGUUGGAUAGAAUUUUCUGUCUCUUCACCUCAAAGACACAUGUGUGAUGGCUCAACAAACACCAAACUGGAACCGGUGUGUGGAAGACCACUAGGCCUCAAAUUCAACUCUGCAACUUGUGAUCUCUACAUUGCAGACGCGUACUAUGGACUCUUAGUAGUAGGACCGGAAGGUGGAGUGGCUAAACAACUUGCUGCUUCAGCUGAAGGAGUUCCCUUCAGAUUCAUGAAUGCUUUGGAUGUUGAUUCCAGAACAGGAGUGGUUUAUUUCACUGACAGUAGCAUUUAUUUCCAAAGAAGGGAGUAUUUACUGGCAAUCAUAAGCGCUGAUAAAACUGGAAGGUUAAUGAAAUAUGAUCCAAAUACCAAAAAAGUGACAGUGCUGCUCAAAGGCUUAGCAUUUCCAAAUGGAGUGGCUCUAAGCAAGGACAAUUCGUUUAUUCUAGUUGCCGAAUCAUUUACAAUGCGAAUCUUAAAGUUUUACCUUGUGGGUUCUGAAAUACAUGGACGUCAGGAAACUUUUAUUCAACUGGGAAGAUUCCCUGAUAACAUUAAGAGGACUGCUAAUGGAGAAUUUUGGGUUGCGCUAAAUACUGGAAGAGGAAAGAUUCGAAGAUUGGAUUCUACAAAACUACAACAAGAAACUUCUAUUGACUGGUUUGUGGAUGAUCCUGUAGCAGUUAGACUGACUUCAGGUGGUAAAGUGGUUAAUGUAUUGGAUGGAAAUGGUGGCAAUGCUCUCGAUUCUGUGAGCGAAGUUGAAGAAUACAGUGGUCUUUUGUGGCUAGGAUCUUCCAUGAAGCCUUAUGUUGGUUACAUCAAGAACAAAAAAUAA